AUGCCCGUUCUAGGUGCAACUAAUACCGCCCGAAAUAAUAUCGACAAGAUCACGAAAAUUCUACCAGACAAUUUGACCACCCGCAGCAAUACUGUUAAAACAGUUGAUCUACGCAUAGAUGUUCAUCAAGAUUCAAAGGAACCGAACAAGACUGUUGCCAAAGUCCAGGCCAAUACACAGGCCAAGGACAACGCUGUCAAAGAUUAUAUAAAAUCCGGAAACAAGGGCAGUGUGUCUUUUGGACUGAUUACCUUCUUCAGAUACAAAAAUAUGAAUCAUGUAAUGGGCCUAGCGUCCUGGCGAUGGGUAUUUAUUUUCGACUUUCUCAUUGGUAUUCCCGUCAUCAUUUUCGGCCUCUGCUGCUGCCCCAAUGAACCGAAAUCUUCGAAGCCUUGGUGGAUGACAGAAAAAGAACGUGAAAUAAGUAUCAAGCGUUUACAGGAUGAGAAUCGAGAUGCCAUCGAGGCCACAUGGGACUUCGCUGCUAUGAAAAGGGUACUUUGCUCAUUGCAGCUGUGGGUGUUUUGUGCUGCUUGGGGUGAGUUGUUAACUUCGAAAAAAACAAUGGAAUGUACAUGUGGCGUCAACUUACAGAGAUGGAUGACUCUAUACCUCAAGUCUUCAAAGGUUGAUGGGCAUGCUAAAUACAGCGUGGAAAGGAUUAAUGAUUUACCCACUGUGAUCGGUUGUGUUGAACUGAUCUGGAUGGUUCUCAGCGCAGCAGUGAUGGAUAAAAUCCAAAUUCCACCUCUCGUCAUUCUACCACUCGGUUUGCUUCAGUUGUUUGCAUAUAUCGUUUUUUUUUUUAAUGUGUGGUCUCACAACGACCACUUCAUGAUGGCCGUAUACUACCUUUGCAGCGCGUACGGGGCAAUUGCGCCUCUCAUCAGCGCGUGGUUAAACUCGAGCUGUUGCGGCGACAAGCAGCUGCGUGCCUUGGCUACAUCAUUGAUGAUCUCUGUUGGAUACGCUGUUGAAACUGUCUCCCAGCAGUUCAUAUUCCCAACUUCUGAUGUACCACGAUUUCAGAAAACAAAUGGCUACGCAUUUGGAAUUGGAUGGGUUGUUGUAAUGAUUUUGUGGCUUUGUGCCAUUAUACCAGCGAUUGAGCGAUAUUUCAAGCGACGCCAAUGGGUACAGCAUUGA
Molecule: messenger RNA, 1146 nt
Organism: Penicillium manginii
Lineage: Eukaryota; Fungi; Ascomycota; Eurotiomycetes; Eurotiales; Aspergillaceae
Exons: 7
Coding region: 1-1146 (381 amino acids)
Biological process (GO): transmembrane transport
Cellular component (GO): membrane
Molecular function (GO): transmembrane transporter activity
Source: RefSeq, a predicted model, not a curated record